This is a messenger RNA of Meloidogyne enterolobii, 1818 nucleotides long. NCBI's taxonomy places the organism in Eukaryota, Metazoa, Nematoda, Chromadorea, Rhabditida, Meloidogynidae. The record is from the annotation of a GenBank genome assembly.
CGAGUAUUGAUUGAUUCUUUUUUUAAUUUGUAGGUAUCUUGACUGGCGGGACGGAUGAUGAAAAGUGAAUGGAUGUCGAAACAAGAUGUUAAAAAACGGUUGGAUAGUAUCUUCGGUGAGUAUUCUGCAUUCGUGGUUAGGCCAGAUGAUCAACAACAAUUUGUUCAACAGUCAAAAUUGUUGGAAAAUAACUAUAAAUCUAAUAAAAUUUGUAAAACUGAAAUUAUACGGGAUGAAAGACAAUCAAAUGUCGAUAACCAAACUCAAUCUAGUUCAAAUAUUAAUUCAAUGAUUGGACAACUUGUCAAUAUAUCCAAACCGUUAUCGCCUGUUACUUUUGCACAAAAUGAGUCUAAUCAACUUGUCAAUGGAUUUGAAGCAACAAAAGAGGAUGAAUUUUCUAAUAAAAGUGAAAAAUUUGGGCCAGAUUUGGAUACAAUAUUGGAACAAAUUUCUCGUGUUUCUCCUCUUCUGUCGCCAAUUGUCAAUAUUUCUGCUUCUUUAAAUGAAAAUAAUUCUGAUUCUUUGGAUAAUUUAAAACAAGAAAUUAAUGCUGCUAUUACCUCAAAAAGUGACCAAAAUGGAUCAAAAAAUAAUUUGAAGAGACCGAAUACGGACGAAGACACUUCUCAUAUACACAUCUCACCAAAACGUCAUAAAGAUUUGCAUGUAGAAGAACAACAAUAUUUUACUCAAAAAGUCAUUAAAAAAGAGAAUAAUUCUUCAAUUUAUUCGAUUAAACUUCGAAGCAUUUCUUUAAAUAAAUUGCUUAAUAAAUUUUAUCCUCAAAAAGAAUUGCAAGAAGAAAAUGAAUUACAACAAGAAAUUCAAUCUGAAAGAAGUUUGGAUUGUUCUACUGCUAAUGCUUCAACACCAACUACACAAAUUGAUGUUGAUCAAGCACAAAAUGAAAGAGGGGGGAAUGGUCGGCAGUCUGAUAAUAUGUCUGAUCAACCAACGAAUAUUUCUGAUUGUGACUUCAAGAUUGGAUUUCCAUCACCUGACGGAAAAUCACCACCUUUUGAUUUCUUUCAAAAAAAUGCUCGUGAUAUUCGAAAAAGAAGCGAUCAGGAGGGAGAUCGAAUUUUGAAGCUUCUUUUUUCCUUUGAAUCACUUGCAUAUUAUAUAAUGGCGUCCUCAACUUUAACUUCAAAAACAGAAAAAAUGCAUUCUUCAAUAGCAGAAAAUACUAAUUAUCUCAAUUCUUUUUGGAAUUCCUUCAAAAAACAAAAGAUCACAGAAUCAAAAUUCCUUACUUCAAUACGUACACGUCUAAAAUAUUUACAAAUGAUGAUUUCUGCUUGUUUGGCUUAUAAUUUGUAUUCAUUACGUUCUGGGCAAGCUCUAAAAACUUAUACAAUUCUUCAACAAUAUGAAAAAGAGAAUCCUGCAAUUAGCAGACGUCCUACAAGUAGAGGAGCUACAACAACAACAACUAAUAAUAAUAUUAAUGGAAUAAAUGAAAAUGGGGCAGCUUUAACAACAAAUGGUAUUGGUGGGGCAGCUACAUGUUCAACAACAACCCCUUCACCUGGCUCUUCUACUCCUAGCUCUUUUAAUUCUCAAACUACGGUAACAUUACCGUUAGAGGUGUACAAUAGCAUGUUUCAACAAAUUAAAAUUCUUAAUCAUUUAAUGUGGGCAGAUAAGUUGUGGAAUGAUGCGGAAUCUCAUGCUCCACAAGAAUGUAAAGAAUUUUUUGAACGGAUUACCAAUUUAUGUUGUGGAAUAAACCAAACCUCUGGAUUGUCUACUAUCGCUAAGUUUUUGCUAACUACCGUCCAAUGUUUGAAAAAAGAAUACGGGGAUAAGACUUGA